UUUCUCAGCCGGCGGUGAGCCCGGCGAAGCGGCUGCAUUACUUUUUUCUGAGCCGAGGUUGCGCGCGCAGUUCCGGCGUACGCCGCAUUGAGCCACCUCUUUCAAACCGGCUCCAAUCGGCUGCUGAAGAUAAAAGAUGGCGUCGGAUGAACAGUACAAGAAUUUCGAAGUAACUUUACAAAACGGAAAAAGUAUUCAAGGUUCAGGUGUCUCCUGAGCUUUUGGAGCACUAUAAUUCCACAGAUCCUGAUGCUAAAACUCUAGCACAAACACUUAUUGCCCAGGCUGCUCUGGAAAAGUCACAAAUUGAAGUCCAUGGUUCACCAGAAAUGGGUGAUAAGCUUCCAGACAUUACAUCAAUAGACACUGCUGGGCCUAGUGCAUCUGGCACCCCCUCACCUUCACCCAUGCCAUCUGGAUGGUCAGAAAAAGCGGAAAAUUGUUUACUGGAUUUUUUUAGAGAGGUCAGCAAGCAACCAGUCAAAAAUAAAUGGCUCAAAAUUGCAGGAAAAAUGAAAGACAUUGGAUUUGAUUAUUCUUCUGAGCAGUGCCGUCUUAAAAUCAAAUCACUGAAAGAAAGACAUGCCAGACUUUCGAAAAAGAGGUGUACAUCAGGGGAGGGUGGAGUAGAGGACGUCUUGGAAGAUAAGAUGGCAGAGACGUUCUCUACUCCAGACUGCAAGCCCCUACAUAUCUCUGAAUCUGGCAAAGGCAAUUCAGAUGCCCAGAGUUCCAGUGACACAAGUGAUGAGAAGCUGCAACCCGUUGCAAAGAAAGUGAAAAAAUGUGAACAAAGGCCAACUGUGAUGGAUAUACUGGAGAGAGCAGAGAAAGAAUCGGAAAAGCGUCACAAAGAAAAAAAUGGAAAUCAUGAAGGGAUGUCAAAAAUGGUGAAAAAGGAAUGA
Messenger RNA from Saccostrea cuccullata (small rock oyster), 905 nucleotides. RefSeq lists its product as uncharacterized. The record is from RefSeq and is a predicted model, not a curated record. The coding region runs from base 330 to 905 and encodes 191 amino acids. NCBI's taxonomy places the organism in Eukaryota, Metazoa, Mollusca, Bivalvia, Ostreida, Ostreidae. The transcript has 6 exons.